AUGAAGGAAGAAGACAUAGACAUCAAUGUCGGUUCUCGAGAUUUGUCGGACCCAACACUUUCCGUCGAGGAUGCAAAAUCAAUCAAUAGUGAUGAUGCCUUGCUAUUGAGUAUGGGCAAGAAGCCCGAGUUGCGUCGAGUUUAUAACUUUUGGACGUUAUGCGCCUACCAAAUCAUGAUCUCUUGCAGUUGGUCAUGCCUGGUGGUAUUGUACUCGACCAUCUUUGACAUCGGUGGACCAUUCUGUCUACUUUGGGGGACCCUCUUCGUCGCCGUCGGUCAAACCUUACUCAUGACCUCCCUCGCCGAAUACGCCAGCUUGUGGCCCACGGCAGGAGGGCAACAAUACUACACCCAAGCCGUCGCUACGGGACCUACGAGACCAUUCUUGUCGUACGUGGUGGGAUGGGCGGUCAUUGUCGGAGAAAUAUCCACGGGUUCGAGUUGCGCUCUCAACAGUGCUGAUAUCAUUGCUUCCUUUGUCCAAAUCACCCACCCGGACUUUACGUGGCAUCCCUGGCAUACUUGGCUCAUAUAUAGUGCCUUCCUCAUCGGUCCGAUUGUGAUCAAUUUAAAACAAAGAUGGCUUCCGGCAAUGAACUUGUUCGGUGCCGGAUGGAUGAUUUUCGGAGGUGUUGCUUGGGCAAUUGUUUUUGGUAUCAUGGCGAAACCAAAGCACGACGCAAAGUUCAUCUUCACCGAGUUCAUCAACAAUUCUGGUUAUACCAGCAAUGUCUGGGUGUUUAUCAUGUCCUUCUACACUCCCAUGUAUGGUUUAUACGGGACCGAUGGGAUGAUGCACUUGGUCGAAGAGAUGAAGAAUGCAUCAAAGGAAGCUCCUCGUGUGAUGGUGUGGUCAAUGGUUUUCUGUAGCAUCACGAGUUGGCUGGCGGCUGUUCUCAUGAUGUGGACGGCGGGGAAUUGGGAGUCAUAUAUGACAGCAUCUCAACCAUACAUGAACUGGUGGAUGGACGUCACACACUCGGUGUAUGGAGGAGGAAUUUUCUGUGCUUUGAUCAUGAUGGGUCUGAACUUCUUCAUCAUUGUCGGCACCAAUCUCGCCGGUUCACGUCUUGCAUGGAGUAUGGCGAGAGACAAAGGACUGCCUUAUUCGGAGUACUUUGCUCAUGUCAGCACGAGAUUCCAUAUCCCUUUGAGGACGAUGGUGGCCAUUUUGAUCAUUGACCUAGUCAUUGGCUUGAUCGUUCUAGGUAGCGACCUCGCAUUCCAAUCCAUCAUAUCCGGUGGAGGAGUGACUUUACAGAUCGGCUAUGUGACACCCAUCAUUGUGGUUCUCAUCCGUGGACGCAAGAUCUUGCCAGCACGACCAAACUUCGAUCUCGGUAAAUGGGGAUAUCCUAUCAACAUAAUCAGUGUCUGCUGGUCCCUGGUCGUCAUUGCAAUGUAUCUUUCGCCCUUGUACGUGCCGGUAACGAUCGCCACCAUCGACUACAUGAACUGGUCAUGUUUGAUUGUCGGUGCGACAAUAAUAUUUCCCGGGAUUUAUUGGGUUUGGAGGGCACGGUUCAGAUACAUCAAAGAGGGCAAUUCUGUCUUGACUGAUAAUGUUGUCUUUAUCGAUGGUGUUGCUAUUGGUGGGAGCGAAGCUUUACGAGCUGCUGCUAUGGCGAAAUGA
Molecule: messenger RNA, 1635 nt
Organism: Exophiala oligosperma
Lineage: Eukaryota; Fungi; Ascomycota; Eurotiomycetes; Chaetothyriales; Herpotrichiellaceae
Exons: 10
Coding region: 1-1635 (544 amino acids)
Biological process (GO): transmembrane transport
Cellular component (GO): membrane
Molecular function (GO): transmembrane transporter activity
Source: RefSeq, a predicted model, not a curated record